AUGGCCGAUACAGGAUUGCCUGCCGGUUGGGAAGUUCGUCACUCCAACUCCAAGAACCUUCCCUACUACUUCCACCCCUCUUCCAAAGAGUCCCGUUGGGAACCCCCUGCCGAUACCGAUACCGAGAAGCUCAAGGUCUACAUGGCUCAAAACCACACCCCUGCGGCCCGCAACGAUGGCGCUGGACAAUCCGAAGGCAAGAUUCGUUGCAGCCACCUGCUGGUGAAGCACCGUGAUAGCCGUCGCCCCAGCAGUUGGCGCGAGGCCGAUAUCACCCGUUCGAAGGAGGAGGCCAUCCAGAUCCUCGAGGGUUAUCAACAGCGCAUUGAUUCUGGCGAAUCUCUGGGAGACAUCGCCGUCUCCGAGUCCGAUUGCAGCAGUGCCCGCAAGAAGGGUGAUCUUGGCUUCUUUGGCCCCGGUGAAAUGCAGAAAGAGUUCGAGGACGCUGCGUUUGCACUGUCGCCUGGUCAGGUCAGCGGCAUUGUUGAGACUGCUUCGGGUGUCCACCUCAUCCAACGUGUCCAGUAA
Penicillium pulvis is the source of this 528-nucleotide messenger RNA. It is a transcript of the gene pin1, whose product is annotated as peptidylprolyl isomerase ESS1. The record is from RefSeq and is a predicted model, not a curated record. The transcript is spliced from 4 exons. Gene Ontology annotation, molecular function: protein binding; peptidyl-prolyl cis-trans isomerase activity. Gene Ontology annotation, cellular component: nucleus; cytosol. Bases 1 to 528 code for a protein of 175 amino acids. NCBI's taxonomy places the organism in Eukaryota, Fungi, Ascomycota, Eurotiomycetes, Eurotiales, Aspergillaceae.